AUGGAUCCCAAUUCAGACUGGUCUCUGCCUCGCGAUCGCUGGGCAGAGACGAACACAGAAGAUGGCUACUACAGGAACCAAUCACAACACCAAGACAACAUACCUGGACACUUACCACAACAAUACCACUCACCACCAAUGAACCAAUAUCACCCACAAUUUCGUCACAUCAGGCCUCAAAUACACUCUCAGAACUCAGUGCCUUCGUUCAUGGAAUAUCAAGGCAGGGUAGCACCAGUUCAAGAUCCCGCACCCCGCUGCAUCAGUCAACCAGACUUUCAAGACCUGGAGCGCGAGGAGCAAAUGACUCGAACCGGAAACACUGAAGCCAUACCACCUCUCGACAGACGAUGUAGUGAUAAUGAGUUCUCAAACGAUCUGGACUUGACGCUCUUCGUUGCAGCAACCUCUGGAUUUACCCCAGAAUCACCUCUACACCGCUCAUUCGGAGAAACACCGUCAUGGCGCGACCAACAACAACAACCACGACUGGAGUACUCGCAACCGCAACAACGGCCCCAAUACGCACGAGCGCAUACCUCGCAUAUUAAUACCAUACACGUUCAAGUGCCUGUACCGUCGCAUUCUUCACCUCAUCUGCCAAUCAGGCAGCCUCAGCCCCGAGGUUCUGCGUUGACUCGUCAAGGGCCGAAUGUAUGGCAGGAGCGACUCGAAACGGAACCCUAUGCCUGGCAAGCCCACGACUACGGUGACGAACCACCACCAGCACACGAGCUACCCGACUACGAGCAAAGUCAAGCGGAGAUGCAAAACAAGAACCGUCUCGAGGCGAAGCGAAGAGCAGAAGAGCUGCAAAGAAGAUGGAGACAACGACAUAGUCGGUAA
Aureobasidium vineae is the source of this 846-nucleotide messenger RNA. The record is from the annotation of a GenBank genome assembly. Lineage: Eukaryota; Fungi; Ascomycota; Dothideomycetes; Dothideales; Saccotheciaceae.